AAAGGUUGCCGAGUUCCCCGCAUCGCCCCCCGCCCCGAGCGAAAGCUGAAGCGGGAGCUGAGGCGGAAGCCGCGGCGGGAGUCAGCGCUGACAGCAGUGUUGAGCCAAAAAGAAGAGCAGAGCAAUUUCUGAACUUCAUUGCCAUCUCUCUGAAACUGGAGUGGGAAGGGCCAAAGCCCUUGGCAGCUUUAAGACAAGAUGAGGACCGUGCUCAUGGUUGCAGAAAAGCCAUCCUUGGCCCAGUCUAUUGCUAAAAUCCUCUCUCGAGCUCUCUGGAGUUGACUUGGUUCAAGAUAGCAAGUGCUAACGAGGCACCUUGGUAUCAGUCACUGGGGGAUGCAUUUACUGCCGCACCUGGAAACAUGUCCUCACGCAAAGGGCUGAACGGAACAUGCUCAGUGCACGAGUACACAGGGACUUUCGCUGGCCAGCCCGUCCGCUUCAAGAUGACAUCUGUCUGUGGUCAUGUGAUGACCUUGGAUUUCCUGGGAAAGUACAACAAGUGGGACAAGGUGGACCCUGCAGAGCUGUUCAGCCAAGCCCCAACAGAGAAGAAGGAAGCUAACCCCAAGCUGAACAUGGUGAAGUUCCUGCAGGUGGAAGGCAAAGGCUGCGACUACAUCGUGCUGUGGCUGGACUGUGACAAGGAAGGGGAGAACAUCUGCUUUGAGGUACUGGAUGCCGUGCUGCCCAUCAUGAAUCCAACCCACGGUGGCGAAAAGACGGUGUUCCGGGCCAGAUUCAGCUCCAUCACGGACACGGACAUCUGCGCCGCCAUGGCCCGCCUGGGCGAGCCCGACCAUAACGAGGCGCUGUCGGUGGAUGCCCGGCAGGAGCUGGACCUGCGCAUCGGCUGCGCGUUCACCAGGUUUCAGACUAAAUACUUCCAGGGAAAAUAUGGCAAUCUAGACAGCUCCCUUAUCUCCUUUGGACCAUGUCAAACCCCUACCCUGGGCUUCUGUGUGGAGAGACACGAUAAAAUCCAGUCCUUCAAACCAGAGACCUACUGGGUGCUACAGGCCAAGGUUAAUGCCGAUAAAGACAGAUCUCUUCUUUUGGACUGGGACCGAGUGCGAGUGUUUGACCGGGAAAUCGCACAGAUGUUUUUAAACAUGACAAAGCUGGAGAAGGAAGCCCAGGUGGAGGCCACAAGCCGGAAAGAGAAGGCCAAGCAGAGGCCCCUUGCCCUGAACACUGUGGAGAUGCUGCGAGUAGCUAGCUCUUCUCUGGGCAUGGGGCCACAACAUGCCAUGCAGACUGCCGAGCGGCUCUACACGCAAGGCUACAUCAGCUACCCGCGGACUGAGACCACCCACUACCCUGAGAACUUUGACCUGAAGGGCCCUCUGCGGCAGCAGGCCAACCACCCCUACUGGGCCGACACGGUGAAGCGGUUGUUAACAGAAGGUAUCAACCACCCACGGAAAGGCCAUGAUGCUGGUGACCAUCCCCCCAUUACCCCCAUGAGGUCUGCCACAGAGGCUGAAUUAGGCAGUGAGGCGUGGCGGCUCUAUGAGUACAUCACCAGACAUUUCAUUGCCACAGUUAGCUACGACUGCAAGUACCUUCAGAGCACCAUUUCCUUCCGUAUUGGUCCUGAGCACUUCACCUGCACAGGGAAGACCGUCAUCUCUCCAGGCUUCACGGAGAUCAUGCCCUGGCAGAGUGUGCCUCUGGAGGAGAGCCUGCCCACCUGCCAGAGGGGCGACACUUUUGCUGUGAGUGAAAUAAAGAUGCUGGAGAAGCAGACGAACCCACCCGACUACCUGACAGAGGCCGAGCUCAUCACACUCAUGGAGAAGCACGGCAUUGGGACAGACGCCAGCAUCCCCGUGCACAUCAACAACAUCUGCCAGCGCAACUACGUCACUGUGGAGAGCGGGCGCCGACUCAAACCCACCAACCUUGGCAUCGUCCUGGUGCAUGGCUACUACAAGAUUGAUGCAGAGCUGGUGCUCCCCACCAUCCGCAGUGCAGUCGAGAAGCAGCUGAACCUGAUCGCCCAGGGCAAAGCUGACUACCGCCAAGUCCUGGGCCACACCCUGGAUGUCUUCAAGAGGAAGUUCCACUACUUCGUGGACUCCAUCGCCGGCAUGGACGAACUGAUGGAGGUGUCUUUUUCACCCCUGGCGGCCACGGGCAAGCCCCUCUCCCGCUGUGGGAAGUGCCACCGGUUCAUGAAGUACAUUCAGGCCAAGCCCAGCCGCCUGCACUGCUCCCACUGCGAUGAGACCUACACCCUCCCCCAGAAUGGCACCAUCAAGCUCUACAAGGAGCUCCGGUGCCCACUGGAUGACUUCGAGCUGGUCCUGUGGUCCUCAGGCUCUAGGGGCAAGAGCUACCCACUGUGCCCCUAUUGCGCCAAUCACCCGCCCUUCCGAGACAUGAAGAAAGGCAUGGGCUGCAAUGAGUGCACACACCCCACCUGCCAGCACUCGCUUAGCAUGCUGGGCAUCGGCCAGUGCGUGGAAUGCGAGAGCGGCGUGCUGGUGCUGGACCCCACCUCAGGCCCCAAGUGGAAGGUGGCCUGCAACAAGUGCAAUGUGGUGGCGCACUGCUUCGAGAACGCCUACCGCGUGCGGGUGUCCGCCGACACCUGCAGCACCUGUGAGGCUGCCCUGCUGGCUGUGGACUUCAACAAGGCCAAGUCCCCGCUCCCAGGUGAUGAGACACAGCACACGGGCUGCGUCUUCUGCGACCCCAUCUUCCAAGAGCUAGUGGAGCUGAAGCAUGCGGCCUCCUGCCACCCCAUGCACCGUGGCGGGCCAGGAAGGAGGCAGGGCCGGGGGCGGGCCCGGGGCCGUCGGCCCACAGUGAAGCCCAGUGCCAGGCGGCCAAAGGACAAGAUGUCAGCCCUGGCUGCCUACUUUGUAUGACAGCCCCGCCAUCCCUUGCCAGGCUCACACAGUUGCCCUUGGGGCCACAGAAAUCAUUAAAACGUAUUUUGCCUUCUCCAGA
Molecule: messenger RNA, 2958 nt
Organism: Herpailurus yagouaroundi (jaguarundi)
Lineage: Eukaryota; Metazoa; Chordata; Mammalia; Carnivora; Felidae
Gene: TOP3B
Product: DNA topoisomerase III beta
Exons: 19
Coding region: 363-2876 (837 amino acids)
Biological process (GO): DNA repair; DNA recombination; DNA topological change
Cellular component (GO): nucleus
Molecular function (GO): DNA binding; DNA topoisomerase type I (single strand cut, ATP-independent) activity
Source: RefSeq, a predicted model, not a curated record